AUGGCUCAAGGAUCAAAAGAUGAGCGAGAGCACCUUGGUGCUCUUCUGAAAUUCGAUAGGUGUAAGCAAUGGAUACUGCACCUUCCCCUCCGGGGGAUAAUCCCGAUGAUCUACAAGAUUUGCCUGCUGCUUAUCAUCAGCAGGCCGAACGGUGUGAGUCGGGAGGCCAGAACCAUCGCUGCAACAGAACCGGAAUAUGAGCGAGUCUUAGGUGGUGCUGGGCGUGAUGGUACGCAGCAGGGGGACAACAUGAGUGGUGCCACCUCUGGAAAUGUGAUUGCACAGCAAGGAGACUGUGUGGUCACCCAGACCUGCGAACAGGAAAUGGCCAUCGCAGCACCUCAGCUUUAUGGCGCAGAACAGCUGGAGUUGGAAGUUCGGCGUCAGGUGGAGCAAGCAAUGGAACACCAGAAGAGCGUUGUGGAAGAAAACCAGAAGUUAAGGCUUGAGGUCCCGGCCCCUCUGAACCUCAGCCUGUUGGAGACGCAAUGCUCGAAGGUAAUCUUGCAGGAAAUCCUGGUGCACUUUGGGGUCAUGAUGGAAGGCAAGGCGGUGAUCGGGCUUUGGGCUUGCAUGGAGAACCUCAAGGAAAUGCGCGAGGACCUAAAGGGCGUGAAUUCGGGCGUCUACGGGAUGAAAGUGGACUACCUGAAGCUCAUAGUGUAUUUUGGGGUAAUCCUGGAGGACUUCGGAGGUCGAACUUUCUGGGCUUCACUGAGCGUUACGGGGUCUCAGAGGGUGAUCUUCCGGUGGAUCGUGGAGCGAGUAAUCUUGCAGGACUACCGGGACAUGGUCGUGAGCAUGGGGGUCGGUUAUUUAGUCUCUCCGGCGUACAUGGCUCUGUUCCAGCAGCUGGUGACGGGGCAGGACCAGGCUCUUGUACAAGGGAUGUCACAACUGCAAGCUGCUAUGGCCUUACAGCUCGGGCAGAACGCAUCGCGACCCGAAACAAUUCGUCCUGGGGUGGCAGCAUCAGAGCUGCCGAAGUUGAGUGAAGCCGAUGAAAUGGCCGCUAUCAACGUCAGUGAUUGGUUGCAUGGACUGAGCGGUCCGAUCGGAGAUCUCACAGACGGCAGUGCUCAGUGGUGGUCUCAGGUGUUGGUCUCGCUGGAGUCGGUCUACAAAGACUAUGUCAAUGCUACAGCGGUUCGUAAGUUACAAAUGAAGGCGGACGACUACGCGCAGGCGAUCCCCGAGAACAUCCGGGUGGAGAUUUUAGCGAAUCGCUUGCAAAGCACCUUGGCGAUACUGGCACGGAUAUUGACGAUCUAUAGGCGGUGGGCUCGGUGGCUGAAGAGAGCCCAGGACUUGGGGCUCCAGGUGCCAGAUCCUUCCAUUCUCCUUCGAGGACUGGAGCAGGCAGCAAAGACACAGUUGGAAAAGCAUGGGGAGGUGGCAUUUCGAGCAAAUAUGCUUCGAUACAGUUUGGAGCUUGAUGCCUCUCCGACCCUUUCAUCGAUCGUGAAGUUCCAGUCCCACCUCUUGGCGGAGUUCGAGCAGAUCGCCUACCGUGGAAGGACUAAGGGGAGUUCCGGGACAACACCUCCUCUGAAGGCUGUCGGGGCCUACGGGAAUGACAGCGGUGGUUCGGAUGUAAGUUCAGCCACGAUUGGUCCAACGUUCCCGAAGAAGAAAGACAUGAACGAUGCAAAGGCGUUGAGGCUUCGAGACCUGAUGGAGGACGUCAAGUACCACAAGCGAAGGCUAAGAGGAGACGUUAACGACUUCCUCAAGAACGCCACUCAGGUUUUGAAGAUGAUGGCAGAGCAGCAGUCCACCACUGGACCGGCGCCUUCUAUGAAAAUGCUGAAGAAAGUGAUCAAGGACUAUGAAGGGCGUAUGGCUUUGGUGGAUUCGGGCGCCACUCAUCCUCUGAGGGUGGCGUCCAAUUUGGAGUGGCAGGGUGCUGGAGAAGUGGAUGUAGUGGUGGCUGGAGAUGGAGUUACACGAAUGCGUCAGAAUCCCAACGGUACCUUGCUCAUGGAACCAGAGACCAGAGGAGCACAGACUAUUCUGCCUCUGGGAAGCUUGGUGAGUGUUCUCGGCUAUGACUUGGUGUGGACAAAGAAGAAGUGCAUUCUUCGAGACCCUGAGGGUGAGGAGUUGGCUCUGAAGGUUACCUCGGGGUGUCCCGAGUUAAGUGAGGCAACGGUGCUGGAGUUGAUCGCAAAGAUCGAGCAGGGCAAGAUUGAGCGCCUAGCGGCGAGCACAGAGGCAACGCGCCAAGCUAUGGCAAGGGCCAAGGAGGUACAAGCAGAUCUGCUUUGGGAAAGAAGCAUGAGGGAGUAUGUGAUGAAAGGGAAGUUUGAGGACGGCUUUCGUGGUAUUGUGUCUAUGCCAUGGGUGACUGAGGACCUUCGCGGUGAGAUCGCUCGGAUCAUUACGGACCUGCCGGAGGAUGACAAGGAGGCUUGGGACUUGAUGCAGUCAUUGGGUUUCAAUCGAAGAAUGCGCAAGAGGUUGAUGGGGAAGGACUGGAUUGUCAAGCUAUGCAGUGGUCGGAGGUCACCAAUGGACAAAGUGUUCAAGGCGGUGGAGAAUAACGGCACGGUCGUGUUGGACAUAGAUGUGCAUCGGCUGCCCCAGCUUGACCUUUUCCAAACCGGAUCCAGUGUGAUGAUGUUGCUGUUAUGGGGUGGAGCUACAGGGAGGAUCGCGGGCAUAGUUGGUGGUCUUCCUCGAAACAAUGCCCUGGAACACUCAUUGAGAGCAACUAUUCUACACGAGGUGGCCUCGGCGGGAAGGGGAGCGAUGUGUUCGGACGCGGAUGUCCCUUCGGAUGGUGUUGCUUUCUCACUGUGGGCUUCGUCGGAGUCGGAAGAGGAUGAAUCGUCGCUUCUAUGGAUGUUCAAGUGGUUCCGCAGGUGGAUGCUUGAAAACCAUAUGGACAUGUGCCAUUUCGAGCAAGGAGGUUUUGGGCACCCAAGAUGUCGACCUACAACGAUGGCUACCAACUUGGAUGUGGCUGAGCUAAAGGGUGUGCGAGACUCCAGGCAACACACAGAAGAGGAGUGCGGUUCAUGGUCCUCCUGGGCUCCUAUGAUGGUUCGGGUGCUUGUUCAAGGUCUGAAGAGGUGGAAGCUUAGACCUGGUUGGUAUUCCCGGAUGGUGAAGGCGCUAAAGGCAGUGGACAGAAAAGCCUGGGAGAAGCACUUGGCCAACGACCAUGUCCCCUACCGUCCAGAUUGUCUUCAGUGUAUCCACAACGCCACGGGGAGACCUCAUAGAAAAUGUUUACACCGUGAUUGCUAUGUGCUGAGCGCAGAUACUCUGGGACCAGUCCGAGUUUCGGGAGUGCGGGGUGAAAGGUAUGCAAUGGUUUUUACGUAUCAGUUCCCAAAGCAGAAGAUGGUUCCAAAGGAUCAUCCAGUACCUGAUGGUGAACUUGAUGGCCGGUCCUUGGACGCAAGAGUGGACGAGAAGCCUAAGGCAGCCGAGGACGAGGAGCUCCUUGAGGAACUGAGUGAUUACGUUCCUAGCGAAGAUGCCCCUAAUGAACCAGACGGUGAACUUCCUGAGCUGGAGGAGGCCCUGGGUGAUGGAGCGGGAACUCAAGGAGAGGCAGAUGUAAGGGGACCUACAGCCAAGGCCGCCAAGAAGAAGGAGGUGUCAGAUGAUUGGUGGGAGUUUCGCGAGUCGGCUGGGGUGUUGAUUAGACAUCAUGUUACUCCAAGGACUACCUUGUUCAGGCCCACGGCAUGGAAUGGCUGUCCUAUUUCUCCUAGUGUUCUCGACUAUACCAGGGUGACGGAGGUGAAGUACGUGAGCGGGGGUGUGGAGACAGAGACUUCGGACUGGCAUGGUCUGCAAUCAGGUUCGAGGGCACUGGAGCGUUUGUGGACUGGAAGAACUACAUUUACGGUGUCGCCAGCGGAGGUGUUGGAGGAUGAAGAGGAACUCCAAAAGGACGAGGAAACGUGGGAGAAGAUCAUCGGUGACCUUACCAAGCCGGUGGAGAUGGAUACGCUGUAUUUGGUCUAUCCCGUCAGAGCUCGUCAAGGAGGAGACAUUAUGUUGGCGGUUCAAGAAGCAGUGUUAAGGUUGAAGUUGCUUGGGCUUCCAGUGGCUCGACUACACUCUGAUCGAGGAUCAGAGUUUGCUUCAAAGGGGCUGAGGAAAUGGUUGUUGGAUCACGACAUCUACAACACCCGCUCUGAAGUACUGGUGCCCCAAACUAAUGGAGCUGCUGAGCGAGGAGUUCGUUGGUUUAAGACAAUGGCCAAGGUGUUGAUGUCGGAAGCAAAGGUUGCGUUGAAGUAUUGGACGCUGGCUAUGCAGCACGCUGCAAACAGGAGGUUGCACGAACGCCUUGGACUCACGUCCCCGAAACUCCUUCAGUUCGGUUCCAAGGUGAUGAUUCGUCGUAAGGUGUUCGGGAACAACAAGAAGUACGACCUGACAGACCGGUGGGAAGAAGGUACCUAUCUUGGUCUAUCACUAUCAAGCGAGGUAGAUGAUGGAGGAGGAGUGGGUGAUAUACCAGGGGCUGAGGUUCCGGUGGUGGAAUUGCCGGAACCGGACUAUCGGAUCUCUGGCAAGCAACCUCCUCCAAGACUUUGUGCCCUCAAAGGUUCUGGAGAAGUUGGGGAUCAACGUACCAAGGUGAUAUCUGGUUGGACGAUGAGAACCCUCAUUCAGCAACAAGAAGAGAAGGCUAUGAACUACUACCACGCGGGCAUGUUCAAUUUGGAUGAUUGCGCCGAAGUACUACGUGAUGUUCAUCUUGGGACAAAGGCGAAAAGGAAGACUCGGGGUGUGAAUACAUCGGCAUUAAUCCUGGGUGCCUACGUUCAUGGAGGUGUUCGAGGAGACUUUGGGUACUACAAAACAAGGCAACCGUCAUGGACUACGUUGGGUGUUUUCCGGGCGAAUGAGAUCCCUCCUCAUCGUGAUCUUCGCAACAAGCCGGGCAUGGCAAACUUCGUAUGGAAGUGGGAACCAAUGAACCUAGAGGGCUAUGGCUUUCAGAUGCGCAUGAGCUUUGUGACGGUGAUGGAACAAGUGGAAGGGACCUUCGUAGAGAACUUCCAGAUGGAACUGGGAGGACGAGGAGAACUGGAUAAUCGCUGGGUUCACACCACUGGGAGUGGAGACAAUGCCACCUCACCCAACCGCUAUCUUGAGCAGACAUGGUUUCCCAUUGGAUGGUACCGAAGCUCUACAGAAGGGGGAACAUCAGACGAAGAGAACGUGGAGGAAAAGGUAUCGCCGGUCGAGGCAAAGGACAUCGAGGUCGAGGAGCUGCUGAGGAUAGCUGUUGCGCUGGCUGUGAAGAUGAGGUGGUGUAUUGCCAGUACAGACGUGUCCAACGCUUUUACCCUGGCACCCAUGCCGAAGGACCUGAUGUAUGCUCUGACGCCUCCUACUAUUGUGGUGCUAGCCGGUGCCGCUUCACCAGGCGAGACCUGGCAGAUCACCAGGGUCCUGUACGGACUAAGGGAGGCACCCCGACUUUGGGGUGGCUUCAGGGAUGAUCGUUUGGCUAGCGCGCGCAUUCCGUAUGAAGACAAGAUUAUCGUGUUGACAGCAACAACGACAGAUGAGAAUUUGUGGAAGGUCACGUUCGAGGGCAACCCAGAAGUUCAGGGACUGGUAUUAGCCUAUGUGGACGACUUCUUGAUGUUGUCAGCCCGUGGAAUCGUGAAGACAAUCUACGAGUGGUUGAUCACUGACUGGAAGUGCACCAGCCUGGAAUGGGUUGAAGAUGGCUCUUUGAGGUUUUUGGGGAUGGAACUACGUGUACGGGGCGAAGGCAUUCAUCUAUCUCAAGCAGGUUACGUUCGUGAUCUACUACGUCAACAUGGAAUCAGUGAGGACCUUGGAGGUGGGUUGACAGUUCCGUGUAAUCGAGAAUGGCUACAAGACGUGGACUCAGAUGAAGAAGUCGAAGCACCGGAAGAGGCUACGAUCAAGCUGGCUCAGAAGGAGAAGGACGACCCCAUGAUGGUCGUUUAUUCUGACGCCUCGUAUGCGGAGUUGUACGAGGGUUGCGCUGCGGUCCAACUAGGUGUUAAAGAGGAUCUUCCGUUGGAGACAUCAAUGGAGUUCUACUUCGUGGCCGGGAUUUCAGUGGUUGCGGCAGUGGGCUUAUGGGAGUUUGUGAAGAAGUUGAUUAA
Symbiodinium necroappetens is the source of this 6116-nucleotide messenger RNA. The record is from the annotation of a GenBank genome assembly. NCBI's taxonomy places the organism in Eukaryota, Dinophyceae, Suessiales, Symbiodiniaceae.